AUGGAGAGUCAAGACUGUGCUGAGCCUAUGUCUCCCUGGGAGGCGUCGCUGAAUGGGGCCCGGCCCGCUGACUGCCAGGACUUCCUGAAACACAGUCGCGAAUUCUUGGACUUCUUCUGGGACAUUGCGAAGCCGCAGCAGGAGACACGGCUUGAGGCCACGGAGAAGUUGCUGGAGUAUCUGCGCACAAGGCCAGAGGGCUCCGAGAUGAAAUAUGCCCUGAAGCGUCUAAUCACUGGACUCGGGGUUGGGCGAGAAACCGCUCGGCCCUGCUACAGUCUGGCCCUGGCUCAGCUCUUGCAGUCUUUUGAAGACAUCCCCUUGAGCAGCAUUCUGGAGCAGAUAAAAGAAAAAUACGACCUGCAGAAGGUGAAGAAGGCAAUGAUGAGACCCGCUCUCUUUGCAAACCUGUUCGGGGUACUAGCCCUCUUUCAGUCAGGCCGGCUGGUAAAGGACCAGGAGACACUGAUGAGGUCGGUGAAGCUGCUGCAGGUCCUGGCCCAGCACCACAAUCACUUGCAGGAGCAGCCCCAGAAGGCCCUGGUGGACAUCCUUUCCGAGAUCCCGGAGGCCAUGUUACAGGAGGUCCUGGCAAAGGUCCUCAAGGCCAACUUGAACGUGGUACUCAGCUCCCCUGAGCACCUAGAGCUCUUCCUCCUGGCCCAGCAAAAGGUGCCUACGAAACUUGAAAACCUCAUGGGUCCAGUCGACCUAUUCUCCAGCGAGAACAUUCCCAGGUUAGUGAACGUGCUGAAGGUGGCCGCCGCCGCCGUCAAGAAGGAGCACAAGCUGCCUGCUGUGGCUCGGGAUCUGCUCCACCUGGCAUUUAAGGAGGACAAGUUCCCACUCUUCUGGAAGGAGGUAGUGGAAGAAGGACUGCUGAAGAAACAGUUCUGGCCAGCCAGCUAUCUGUGUUUCCGCCUGCUGGGCACAGCUCUGCCGUUGCUGUCCCUGGAGCAGCUGCAGCUGGUGAUGCGAGGCAACCUGAUCCGCCACUACGGGGAACACCUGGUCACUGCUAAGGUCCCAAACCAGUUCAAGUUUGCCCCCGAGAUGCACGAGUACGUGGACACCUUCCUUGAGGGCUGCCGGGAAGACCCUGAGCGGCAAUUAGCCCUGCUGGUGGCCUUCUCUUCUGUCACCAACCAAGGCCUCCCUGUCAUGCCUACCUUCUGGCGGGUCGUGAGGUUCCUGAGUCCCCGUGCCCAGCAGGACUACGUGGCCUGGCUACAGGACAUGUUUCUCCGGCCCGACCUGGACUCCUUGGUUGACUUCAGUACCCCCAACCAGAAGAAAACCCAGGAUGCGUCCUUGCACGUGCCUGAGCGGGCUGUGUUCCGGCUGCGCAAAUGGAUCAUCCUCCGGCUGGUCAGCAUUGUGGACACCUUGCAGCUGGAGACGGAAGAGUCCUUGGUGGAACAGGUGGCCAGGUUUUGUCUGUUCCACUCGUUCUUUGAGACAAAGAAGCCCACAGUCCAGAUCCCAGAGACCAAGCAGCAGUUGUCCUUCCCUCUGGAGAGCCGGACCCGAGAGGUUGUCAGCAGCGCCUUCUUUAGUCUGCUGCAGACCCUCAGCACACAGCCCUGGCUGACCCAGGCCCGUACCCAGGGUAAGCAGCCCUGGGCUUCCCGCCUGGUGCAGUUGGCAGACCAGCUGUUGAACCACAGCCGCAACGUGGCCACCGUGGCCCCCUUCACUACAAAGCAGCGCCAGGCCUGGGACCGGAUGCUGCAGACUCUGAAGGAGCUGGAGGCCCACUCCUCUGAGGCCAAGGCCACUGCCUUCCAGCACCUGCUGCUCCUGGUGGGCAUCCACCUCUUCAGGUCUCCCGCAGAGAGCUGUGACUUGCUCGGUGACAUCCAGACCUGCAUCAAGAAGAGCCUGGCAGAGAAGACCCGCCGGACCCGCUCCAAGGCCACCAGUUCCCAGGAGCCGCCGUGGGUGGAGGUGCUGGUCGAGAUCCUGCUGGCCCUCCUGGCCCAGCCCAGUAACCUGAUGCGCCAGGUGGCACGGAGUGUGUUUGGCCACAUCUGCUCCCACCUGACACCGCGGGCCCUGCAGCUAAUCCUGGAUGUGCUGAACCCCGAGGCAAGCGAGGACGAGGACGACAAUGUGGUGGUCACUGACGAUGCUGAUGAGCAGCAGCUAAAGGACACAGAGGACAAGAGCUCAGAUAGUGAAGAAGACAAAAACUCAGAGAGCGAGGAGGAAGAGGAGAGCGAGGAGGAGGAUCGCGACAAGGAUGUGGACCAGGGCUUCCGGGAGCAGCUGAUGGCCGUGCUGCAGGCUGGGAAGGCGCUGGGUGGAACGGACAGCGAGGAUGAUGAGGAGGAACUGGGGGACGAGGCCAUGAUGGCCCUGGACCAGAACCUCGCCAGCCUCUUCGCCGAGCAGAAGCUGCGCAUUCAGGCCCGGAGGGACGAGAAGAACAAGCUGCAGAAGGAGAAGGCACUCCGGCGGGACUUCCAAAUCCGGGUGUUGGACCUGAUCGAGGUGCUGGUGACCAAGCAGCCCGAGAACGCGCUGGUCCUGGAGCUGCUGGAACCGCUGCUGAGCGUCAUCCAGCGCAGCAUGCGCAGCAGCAGCAGCAAGCAGGAGCAGGACCUGCUGCACAAGACGGCCCGCAUCUUCACGCACCAACUGUGCCGCGCCCGGCGCUACUGCCAGGACGUGGGUGACUACGUGGAGACGCUACACGCCCAGGUGCAGCGGCUGGUGCAGCAAGCUGGCCGGCAGGCCGAGUCCGCGGUCGCCCUCUACUACUUCAACGCCUCUCUCUACCUGCUGCGGGUCUUGAGGGGCAACACCGAGAAAGGUGCCCGGCAGAAGCAGAGAGAGAGCACCAACGCCAGCUCCCAGCCGAAGGGCGCACAGGCCGCCAGUUGCUUGGACUUGAGCCUCGUGGCCCCUGUCUACUCAGCAGCCCUGAGCUCCUUCCUGACCAAGCGCAACAGCCCACUCUCCGUUCCCAUGUUCCUUAGCCUCUUCUCCCGGCACCCGGUGCUCUGUAAGAGCCUGCUGCCCGUCCUGGUCCAGCACAUGGCAGGCCCAACACGGCCUCGGCAACAGGCUUGUCUGCUGCUACAGAAGACCCUGACCACGCGGGAGGUGAGAGCCUGCUUCGAGGACCCCGAGUGGGAGCGGCUGAUCGGCCAGGUGCUGACGAAGGUCACUGAGAACCUGCGGACGCUGGGGGAGGCACAGAGCAAGUCGGAGCAGCAGAAGGAGCUGUUCUCCCUGGAGCUGCUCAACUCCCUCUUCAAGACAAUUAAUCACGAGCUGACCGUGGACCUGACCGCUCUCCUGGCCAUGCUGCAGGGGCAGCAGAGCCUGCAGCAGGGGGAGUGCCCUGCCGGGACCAGCCGCCUCUGCGACCUCUACUGGCAGGCCAUGAAGUACCUGGGAGUCCAGCGUCCCAAGUUGGAGAAGAAGGAUGCCAAGGAAGCCCCCAGUGCCACCGAGAGCCCCGUUAGCAUGAAGCGGAAGAAAAAGGGAUUUUUGCCAGAGACAAAGAAGCGGAAGAAACGCAAGUCAGAGGAUGUUUCGCAAGAGGCAGAUGCCAAGCCUGCAGCUCCUGGCGGGGAACAGCCCCCCAGCACAGGCAAGAAGAAGAGGAAGAAGAAGAAGAAGGCCAAGGUCCCGGCCCAGGCCCAGGCGAAUGGGAUGCCUGCCACCCAGAGUCCCGCCCCUGACACCCCCACCCUGAACCCCGACACCCCAGCCAAGACCCCUAAGCUGCAGAAGAAAGCCCAAAAGCUGUCCCAGGUGAAUGGAGCCUCUCCCCUGUCCCCCUUGGAGCCUGCAGGCAAAAAGCAGCAUCAGAAAUCUCUUUCUAAAAAGGGCGUCUUGGGCAAGUCGCCACAGUCCGCCCUGCUGCGGAAAAAGGCAAGGCUGUCUUUGGUCAGCAGGAGCCCCAGCCUGCUCCUGAGCGGGGCCAGGAAAAGAAGGGCCACCUGAGGAAGGUGAGAACACCCUGAGGCAGGCCUGCCUCAUCCCCUACCCCGUCAGCCCCAGAGACACCUAUUUUUUUCACCAUGAUUUUAAUAAACAAGCCAGUCUGAGGCACGAGCUUC
This is a messenger RNA of Tupaia belangeri chinensis (Chinese tree shrew), 4073 nucleotides long. It is a transcript of the gene MYBBP1A, whose product is annotated as MYB binding protein 1a. Gene Ontology annotation, molecular function: transcription corepressor activity; transcription factor binding; RNA binding. Gene Ontology annotation, biological process: regulation of DNA-templated transcription. The record is from RefSeq and is a predicted model, not a curated record. NCBI's taxonomy places the organism in Eukaryota, Metazoa, Chordata, Mammalia, Scandentia, Tupaiidae. Gene Ontology annotation, cellular component: nucleolus.